AAAAAAUUAUUAUUGUGUGGGUUUUAAUUUUAUUACCAUAAUUUCUAUAAUUUUAGGUGAGUUAGAUCAAGAUAAAGUUUAGAAGACUCCUGCAAAUUUACUCAACUAAUUACGACCAAGAAUAAGCAAGACGCGGCUAUGUAAAAUAAAAGACGCACGUCGCAACGAGGGUUGAAUGUGUUUGGGCUUUCUAUUCUCAAUUUCUAAUCAGGUCUCUCAAGAUUUUGCGAUAAGAUCUGGUUUUUCUUAAUCUCCUAACCAACUCAAGAGCUUUGUUUAUGCUUCAUAAUCUCUAAAUUAAUCCCCCUUUCUAUCAUUAUAUUACGAAAUAAAUAUGCAUAUUGUGUUUCUAAAGCUCCCUCAUUCAGGAUGGUGGGAGAGGAGAGGAGGGAGAGUCCUAUAUGUCGUAGUGAUUAAAUGUUACGUAUGUUUAAUACUUUCGCAUAGCCUUAUUUUACAUGUUGCCAUGUGCUAGAUUUGUAAUUUUAUGCCGUUACAGAUUUGAGUUCUCUAAGAGGGGGAAAGUAAGAAUUGUGCCUCCUGCAUUGAGGAAGCCACCUGGCGAUGGGAGUAAGUCAACACAACAGAUUACUCCACAUGACAUUCAUGACAAUACAUAUGAAAGGGGUUUUUUUUACUCUCUAUGAAAGAUUCUUUCUUCCUCAAGAGUUCCUCAUCCAAAUCUGAAUAUCGUUGGUUGGAUUUCUUGUUACAAAGGGAAGGUAACAUUGUAUCACAUUUCCUUGACUGGAACUUCUACUUUUUCAUAUGAGAAUGAGGAAAGGCAAAAACUUCUUUUGAUAUCACUGCAAUCUUGACAACUAUAAUUAGUAGAAGGUUGAUAUGAAAAGGAAAAAAAAGAAAAAGUGGAAGUAGAGAGGGAAAGAUGAAAAUGUAUGUGUGAAGGAUACCUGAAAGGGAUGGGUUUUAUUAGUUUGGUUUUUGUUUUACAGCAGGUUCUCAAUUGAUUUCAUCUGCACCAAUAGGACAAAGGAUUGAGAACAAUAUAGCUAAGAUGGAUAUGACUAGGAGGGGGAAGUUCCUUAUGCCUUCUGCUCUGAGAAGGCAGUUAGGCCAUGGGAUUAGAGUAACAGAAAAGAUGACUGCUGCAGGUUCUCAAUCCAACACAUCCCAAUAGCAAGGACAAGGAUUUGAUAUUGACAAUUGAAAGAGGGCUAUUUGUAGGUUGAGGAAAAUGUAGGGAUGAAACAAAUCAUGGAUGAAAUAACUGUACUGUUGAAUUACAAAGAUAACCAAGUUGAACAAGUUACCUCAUCUAUGAGAAAAUGGAAUAGGUCAACUGAUAGAAACAUUGGAUUACCAGCUCUACAAGUUGUCUUGAAAAUGAUAAAACAGAGUAAGUUAUCAAGAAACAUUGAUUGUCCUGGUACAACACCGAGAAGUUAUUUUUCUGCUGAGCAUAUUUUUGCUGGAGGUUUUAGCUCAAAUAUUAAAGACACUCCUGCUGGUCUUACAAAUCAAUAAUCUCCCGCAUCAAUCCAAACUCCAACAGAAAAUAUUGAAGGCACUUCUGUUGGUCUUGCAAAUCAUGAAUCUUCAGCAUCAAUCCAAACUCCCUCCGAUGAUAAUGUACCUGGUAUGUACACUUGUGUUGGCAUUAUUCACUUUGUCCAUUGUGUGCAUAACUCAUGCGUAUCUCACAAGCAGUUUCAUCUCUCUGUAGCAUAUAAUAGGCGUUGAAGUGGAGUUAGAGGAGUAUAUAAAGGAGUUGUUUUGGAUAAGAUGACCAAUGGCAAUAAACGGAAAUUGAUGGUAUGUAUACCUCCAGGUGAUUACUACCGUCCUGUUGAUGAGAAUGCAGUGCAGUUAUCAUCUUGGAUAGGUAGCUGUGUCAGAUCCACAGUGAUUGCUCCUAUGUAUUCAUGAGAAGUAGCUGAGUAAAAACAUGGUGAACAAAUAAUGAAGAUGAUUACGGACUAUUUUGAUGUUAGUUAUGAGAGCCCUCUGAAAUGGAAGAAAAAAAGAAGAAAAUUGUUCAAGUAACCAUGAUACGUAUGAGGAUAAAUUAGUGAAGUUUUACAAACACUGUUUUGAAAGGAUGGGAGAAUUGUAUAGGAAGUGGAAGCACAAUCUCCACAAGGAGUAUGAGAAAUACUCAACAGAUGAAGAGCGCAUGCGCAAUAUUCCUGAGGGACUAACUGAAACUACUUGGGCAGAGAUGAUUAAAAUUUUUUCAGACCCAAAAUUUAAGGUAACAAAAAAUCCUCCAACUG
Rubroshorea leprosula is the source of this 2234-nucleotide messenger RNA. The record is from the annotation of a GenBank genome assembly. Lineage: Eukaryota; Viridiplantae; Streptophyta; Magnoliopsida; Malvales; Dipterocarpaceae.